AUGCGGGUAUGCUUAGGUGGAUAUCUUUGUAGUACACAAGCUGAUGCCAACUAUUUAUUUGCUGCAUCCACUUCUCCUUCAAGAAUAAAUGAAAGUGUUAAAAACCAUUCAGUUCCUAUUUUAGAUAUUCAAUGGAUAAAGGAUUGUAAUAAAUCACGACAAUUACUUUCAAUAGCCAAUUAUACCAUUGUCAAACCAAAAAGUAAAAUUGAUAUACCAAUCACUAAUUAUAUAGUUUCUGGAUCCUGUUCUCUUGAAACAUUGAAUACAAGGGCUAAAGAACUUCCAGAUGAAAAGCUCGAAUUUGACGACGAGAUUCCUGUGCCAAUAAAAGAACCUAGUGAUGAGAAUAUCUCUAUUGAUCCCAGCUUUGUUAAUACGAAAUACGCUUGUUUUCGUCCAACACAAUAUGAACCAAAAUAUAACAAAAAGCUCAUAUCAUUUUUAAUGAUCCUUGAAAGAGAAAGAAUAUUAAAUAAUCAAUGUGAUAAAGCAUUAUAUUAUCAGCGUGCAAUUGCUGCCUUAAAGGAAGCCAUACAGAUCAUAGGUAUUGGCCGACAAAUAUCUCAAAUUAUUUCGGAGUAUUUAAAGACAGGAGUAAUAUCAGAAGCAAAACAAUUAUUGUCCCAUGAUAAAUUUAGGACUCUUAGUAUUUUUGUUAAAGUAUUUGGUGUAGAGUCAACUCUGGCAAAUUAUUGGUGGAAUAAAGGAUACCGUACCUUACAAGAGGUGCUUGACAAAGAACAUAAUCUAUCACCAACAAUACGCUUAGGUAUUCAGUUGUUACCAAGCUUUGAACAAUUGAUGAGUAGACAAGAUGUUGAGGAGAUAAUUAAAAUUAUAAGAUAUGAAGUGGAUUUUAUUGAUAUCCAAGGCCUGAUUGUUCCUGUUGGUAGUUACAGACGUGGUAAAGAGUUUAUCAACAGCCUUGACUUGAUUGUAACAAACAAUAAUAUUCCAUCUUUAAAUAAUUUUUCGAAUCAAUUAAUACAACGGUUAUCCGACUUGGACUAUAUAAAAUACAUAUUAUGGCAUUCUACUUCAGAUACAAAGAAUAACAAGGGUAAAAAAGCAAUCAGUUCAAUAUUUGAUAGUAAUCAAAUGCUCGAUGGUUUUGAAAAGUACUUUUGUGCAUUUUUACAACCUUCAAGUAGAAUUUGUCGACAGGUUAAUUUGAUCAUUACAAACCGUAAUGAAUUAUAUACUGCUAUCUUAAGUUGGACGGGUUCAAGCUAUUUUGAGAAAUCUCUUAAAGAGUAUGCUAGAAAGGAAAAGAACCUUUUAAUAAGCAGUAAAGGGAUUUCUUUGAAAGAAAACAAUAAAUUGGAAAAAUGUACAGUACGAUCAGAGGAGGAUAUUUUCAACCUAAUUGGAUUACCUUAUAUAGACCCAGAAUUCAGGAAUUGCUAA
Messenger RNA from Cokeromyces recurvatus, 1410 nucleotides. RefSeq lists its product as uncharacterized. NCBI's taxonomy places the organism in Eukaryota, Fungi, Mucoromycota, Mucoromycetes, Mucorales, Mucoraceae. The transcript has 11 exons. Gene Ontology annotation, biological process: double-strand break repair via nonhomologous end joining. The record is from RefSeq and is a predicted model, not a curated record. Gene Ontology annotation, molecular function: DNA-directed DNA polymerase activity; DNA binding. The coding region runs from base 1 to 1410 and encodes 469 amino acids. Gene Ontology annotation, cellular component: nucleus.